Rotaria sp. Silwood1 is the source of this 1509-nucleotide messenger RNA. The record is from the annotation of a GenBank genome assembly. NCBI's taxonomy places the organism in Eukaryota, Metazoa, Rotifera, Eurotatoria, Philodinida, Philodinidae.
AUGUAUAUUCCAUCAAUUUAUCCAAUGAAAAAUCGUUAUAAAACUCAUCAACAACAAUAUGCGUUAAUUGAUCUUGAUCAUAAUGAGGAUAUGUUUUCAAAUCAAUGUGGUAUCAAAAAUAAGCAAGAUGAUGAAGAAGAUACUGAUAUGCUAACUUUUAUAUGGGGUAUAACGAAUUGGUUUUUAAAACAGGGCUCGACAGGUUUACAAAAAAUAAAAUAUGACAAUCGGAUAAAACAAUUUGGUGCUGAAAUAUGGUAUUUUUUCACCAACGCACAAUACUGGAUUCCAUUUUUACUUAAUCAAUGUGGUUCUGUACUUUAUUACUAUAGUCUUUCAAAAACUGAUUUUUCGACAGCUGUACCUGUAACCAAUGCUUUAACACUUUUAAUAACAUACUUAUGUGAUGUUAUUUCACGUCCACAAUUAUUAAAUUCAAGAUUUUUGAUUGAUCACAAAAUGUUCAAUAACAUUAGUAAUCGAACAUUUUCUAUCAUUCGUCAUGGUUUAAAACCUUCAUUUUCUAUGCGAAUUCAAAAUGCAUCGACAAAAGUACGCUUUAAUUAUGAAGAUGCAUUUGACCUUGAAUCUCAAUUAAAAGAUGAUGAACGAAUGGUACGUGAUCAAUUUCGUAAUUAUUGUCAAGAAAAAUUAAUGCCAAGAGUAAUUGAAGCAAAUAGAAAAGAAAUUUUUCAUACGGAAAUAAUGCGUGAAUUAGGUGAACUUGGUGUUCUUGGUCCAACUAUUCAAGGUUAUGGUUGCGCUGGUAUUUCAUAUGUUGCAUAUGGGCUAUUAGCUAGAGAAAUCGAACGUGUCGAUAGUGGUUAUCGUUCAGCAUUUAGUGUUCAAUCAUCACUCGUUAUGUUUCCGAUCAGCGAAUUUGGAACAGAAGAGCAAAAAGAGAAAUAUCUACCGAAAUUAGCUACGGGCGAAUUAAUUGGUUGUUUUGGUCUUACGGAACCAAAUCAUGGUUCUGAUCCUGGUUCUCUGGAAACACAAGCACAUUGGGAUGAAAAUAAACAAGUUUAUAUAUUAAAUGGCACGAAAUCAUGGAUUACUAAUUCUCCUAUUGCUGAUAUUGCUGUUAUAUGGGCAAAAUGUGAUGAUAAAGAAAUUCGAGGAUUCAUUUUAGAAAGAUCUAUGAAAGGUUUUACAACACCAAAAAUUGAAGGAAAAUUUUCAUUACGUGCUUCAAUUACUGGACAAAUUGCUAUGGAUGAUGUUCAGGUACCAAAAGCAAAUUUAUUACCAAAAGUUAAAGGUUUAAAAGGUCCAUUCAGUUGUUUGAAUAAUGCACGAUUCGGUAUCGGAUGGGGAACAUUAGGUGCUGCUGAAUUUUGUCUUCAUACUGCUCGUCAGUAUACUCUUGAACGAAAACAAUUUGGUCGACCGUUAGCACAAACUCAAUUGAUUCAAAAGAAAUUUGCUGAUAUGUUAACUGAAAUAACAAUUGGUCUUCAAGCAUGUUUUCGUGUUGGUCAAUUAAAAGAUGAAAAUCGGCAUGAAUAA